AUGACAGAACUGCACUCCAGAAAACCGGACUUUAUUGGCUCUGUUGAUGGAAGCCCAUGCGAGGACCCGGUAUUUUGUGCUGAGAUUGGUGGAUUUAGCCCAUACAAGACUGAAGAAGAUUUUAAAGAGGGUCUCGUACGGGCAAUGAGGCUGUCGCCAAACAAUUCACGGGUCGAUCACAUCGCGAAGCUGGUCAAAGCACUGCCCAAACACGAAAUCGUCCUGACACACUCAGAUAUUGCCCCAAGGAAUAUCAUCGUCCGCGGUGACCACAUCGUUGGCAUUCUCGAUUGGGAAAUGGCUGGCUUUUACCCGGCUUACUGGGAAUAUGCGAAAGCAUUGUAUAUGACUGACUGGCCAAGUCGAUGGAUAGCUGAUGGGACGGUGGACGAAAUUAUGGAACCUUACUACCUGGAACAUGCUGUGCUCCUACAUCUUCAAGACCUUCUUUUCUGA
Messenger RNA from Talaromyces rugulosus, 456 nucleotides. RefSeq lists its product as uncharacterized. Bases 1 to 456 code for a protein of 151 amino acids. NCBI's taxonomy places the organism in Eukaryota, Fungi, Ascomycota, Eurotiomycetes, Eurotiales, Trichocomaceae. The record is from RefSeq and is a predicted model, not a curated record. The transcript has a single exon.